Messenger RNA from Malus domestica (apple), 680 nucleotides. RefSeq lists its product as uncharacterized. Lineage: Eukaryota; Viridiplantae; Streptophyta; Magnoliopsida; Rosales; Rosaceae. The record is from RefSeq and is a predicted model, not a curated record.
CAAACGUAAAAUCCGAAUUUCGCCCUUUUCGCAUUUCGCAAAACCCUAAACCCAAGAGCAAGAGAGGCAAAGGCGGUGCAGACAGAAUGGCGAAGUCGAUGAGAUGCAAGAGAGAGAAGAGGCUGAGAGCCAUUCGGAGAGAGAUGGUGGAGCCCUACUACGACAAGAAAGACGAAGCUAAGCUCGCUGCCCAGGAAGCUGCCCUCGCUGCCCCUAAGCUGCCCGUACGGCCCCCGCCUAAAUCCACCUCUGCUAUGGAGGUCAACACCACUGACGGCGCCUCCGCAUCCACAAGCAACAUGGAUGUGGACAUGGAUGCUGUCAAUGAAAGAAUAGCUGCAUUGAAGCCUGCUGGUGGGGUAUGUAAGAAAUCCAAAAGGGUGUUCAAGGUGGGCAAAAGAAGGCGCCACGGCAAGGGAGGAAAGGUAAAGAGGCGUCAUAUUUAACUCUUUGAGAGAAGAUCAGAAUGCCCGGUUGUAGCCCAAUGUGAUAACGUUGUCUUUAAGGCCGUCUUGUAUUCGGGUCUUAUUUUAUAGAUAUUUGAGAGUUGUCAUCUGAAAAUUGUAAUCGAGCACAUGUCAUAUGUUAACUUUGGAUUUAAGCGGCACUUUUGGAUGAUCUUGUGUUGAAAUUACCCUUAUUCUCUAGGGAUCCAAAUUGUUAAUGCCAUUUUGUUCUGA